Messenger RNA from Talaromyces stipitatus ATCC 10500, 992 nucleotides. RefSeq lists its product as uncharacterized. NCBI's taxonomy places the organism in Eukaryota, Fungi, Ascomycota, Eurotiomycetes, Eurotiales, Trichocomaceae. Bases 1 to 777 code for a protein of 258 amino acids. The transcript is spliced from 4 exons. The record is from RefSeq and is a predicted model, not a curated record.
AUGGUAGCCUACCUACUAGGAUUUGUUAGGAGGGCAGGCGGUAAAGGGCGCCAGGUUCGUCCCCGCCCCACUAGCGUCCCUCCCGAAAAUUGCUCCAAGCUCCCCCCUUUAUAUAAAGAAAUAGUUACAAUUAUCUCAGUGCCUGAAUGCCUGAAUGAAAUGAAGGGUAAAAAUCUCUGCCAGGCGCGUCCGCGACCUCCCAGCGCUGGGUCACGUGCUUCCGCCGCCGAUAACUCACGUGCCAUGAAUUCUGUUCCGGAAUCUGGCGUCUGUCUAUUCACGGGUGACCCUCAACGAACCUCGAUAUUCAACCAAUUAUAUUCUCUGAUAUUCAUUCCUCUUCAGCUUAUGAAGGGGAGGGGUCCUCUUGAUACCCUUCCCUUCUCCUUUCCCAACGAGACACAAUCGCGUACUCCUGACCCUUCAGGAAGUCAACGAAUCCUCGACUCGGGGUCUGAUUCUAGCUUUCUUACUCCAUUACCUAUACUCUCUAUUCCCAAUACACUUACGCGUGUCGGUCCUGGGCGGGCAAAAACAUUCGUUCUAGACACCGAUAUGUCAAAGGAUGAGUUUGUCGCCUGGUGGUUGACGGGAAGAAGGAAAAGAUUAAUUGGAGUUACCAACACACAGCCAGUUGCUGGAGCCAAUUCGAUCAAGUGGCUGAAUGCCAUAAGGUUCUUAAGCAUCCAGCUAAUUGCCGCUCUGGAACAUCAUCCCUUAACAAGCAUAUGGCUGGGCCAACUUGUCGGAAGUCUUCUUCGAAAAAGUCAAAUAUAAAGCAGCUCCUAGCAAAGGCGGCGCAUAAUGUACCUUCCGAACCUAAAGUCUUUAUAUAGGGAGUAUGGGAGCAGAAGCUUCUUCGACUUCUUGCUAUAUUAUGUCUCCCCUUUCAGUUUAUCAAGCACCCCAAGUUUCAUGAGGUCAUUUCCCUUGCACGACUUGCGCUAAUACAACUAGUAAUCCCUUCUGCAAAGACAAUCUGAUCUCAGUUA